Messenger RNA from Toxorhynchites rutilus septentrionalis, 2146 nucleotides. RefSeq names its product minor histocompatibility antigen H13. The transcript is spliced from 3 exons. Gene Ontology annotation, cellular component: membrane; cytoplasmic side of endoplasmic reticulum membrane; lumenal side of endoplasmic reticulum membrane. The coding region runs from base 245 to 1447 and encodes 400 amino acids. The record is from RefSeq and is a predicted model, not a curated record. Gene Ontology annotation, biological process: membrane protein proteolysis. Lineage: Eukaryota; Metazoa; Arthropoda; Insecta; Diptera; Culicidae. Gene Ontology annotation, molecular function: aspartic endopeptidase activity, intramembrane cleaving.
UUUUGUGUUAUCUGGCAAAUCCGACUGACACGCAAUCAAAAACGACAGAACCGAGAGACUUCGCGUAAAACCCAUACGCGAUUGCCGAGCGUUUACUUUCAUUUUUUGCUGCCGAAUCACCUCUAUUAUUGCACAAACAAGAGGUGGUUCAUCUGAUCAGAUCUAGAACGUGCCAAUUUGCAGAAAGUAAGAUAACAUUACUUUCAUAUUUGUGUGGUAUUUCAAAGAGGCAAGCGCGUGAAACAUGGCAGAGGUGAUAGAGGAAAUCGUCCAGCAGAUGCAGGAAAAUCUGACGGAAUCCGCCAACGCGGCAGCCACGAAUGGUACCACAAAAACCCCCUCGACACCCGAAGGGAUGGCCCUCGCCUACGGUACACUGGUCGUUAUGGCAAUGCUUCCCAUCUUCUUCGGUUCAAUGCGCUCCGUUAAGCAUCAUAAGGAUCAGACGGCCACCUUUGAGAAAACUGGGGAAAAACCUGACACGAUGACUUCAAAGGACGCAAUGAUGUUCCCGAUUAUGGCUUCCUGUGCGCUGUUCGGAUUGUACAUGUUUUUCAAGAUAUUCUCCAAGGACAAUAUUAACUUUCUGCUGACUGGUUAUUUCUUUUUCCUCGGUGUGAUGGCGCUUUCGCAUUUGCUGAGUCCAGUCAUAAGCUCUCUGAUUCCCUCGUCGAUCCCGAAGAUUCCGUACCACUUGUCCUUCAUCCAGGGCCCUACGGAAGGUGUGAAAGACGACAAGGAAAGCUAUCUGAUCGAUUACAAGUUCACCACGCACGAUAUUGUCUGUUUCAUCAUUUCAUUGAUCAUCGGAGUAUGGUAUCUGCUGCAGAAGCACUGGAUUGCCAAUAAUCUGCUCGGAUUAGCAUUUGCCGUGAAUGGCGUGGAACUGCUGCAUUUGAACAACAUCGUCACCGGAUGUAUCCUGCUCGGAGGGCUAUUUUUCUACGAUAUUUUCUGGGUGUUCGGAACGAACGUGAUGGUUACGGUAGCAAAAUCGUUCGAAGCUCCCAUUAAACUGGUCUUCCCCCAGGAUCUGAUUACCAACGGACUGAGCGCUUCGAAUUUUGCUGUCCUCGGGCUGGGCGAUAUUGUGAUUCCAGGAAUCUUUAUCGCACUGUUGCUACGCUUCGACAACAGCCUGAAACGGAAAAGUAAUCUUUAUUUCUAUGCAACCUUUACGGCGUACUUUUUCGGGUUAUUGGCCACAAUCUUCGUGAUGCAUGUUUUCAAGCACGCACAACCGGCGCUGCUGUAUUUGGUACCGGCCUGUCUCGGAACGCCUCUUCUAUUGGCGCUGCUGAAGGGUGAUAUCAAGAAGUUGUUUGCUUACGAGGACCAUCCAGAGGAAAAAUCGAAGGAUACCAAUAAAUCUGAGAAAGCUACCGGCGAGGAGACGGGCAAGACGAAAAAGGAAACCAAGAAAAAGGAAUCUAAAAAAGUAAAAUGAGCAGUUACAAAAGAAAUGAGAGUUUGAGUGUCUGGCUGUGGCAUACAUAAGUAUACCGCUAUUACCCCGUGUCCAACCGACAGCUAUUGGAUAAUCCUCUUUGUUCUGAAUUCGAUCUGAAACCAAUUCGUUGAUACAAAAAAAAAUCAAAAUCAGGAGAAUUCAGAAUAAAGGUCGACUCCUGUUAACCCGCGACAACAAACAAAAAAGAACCCUCUUACACAACAGUGGGAAUGCCUGUUCAUUUUACCAAUAUUUGGCAAUCGUUUUGAAUUUUACCAUACCAUCAUUAUGCUUCUGCUUCACAUCAAAAUCAGUUACGAGAAUGUGCUCACCAUCACGAACCCAAUCCGACAUGCGUGUAUUUCAGUAUUCAUAGUUUAUGAAAUCAAGUUAAUUGACCGUUCAUUUUUCCAGACCAAAAAGCUCGAAAAGAGUGCGCCGAUAGUGAGCAGCAAAUUACCGAAAUCGAAAAAAAAAACAUGUAGCCUUUCGGUUUAGAUCCUAGCACUUUUUUGUUGGGUGUGACUGCUCAAUUUACUUUAUCCGAAAUAGGUUCACGGAGGCGACGCGAUUCACAGACAGCCAGAAUGUGAAAACGCGCUUUCGUUGUGAUUCUUGCAACCUCUUCGUUUGUGAGGGGAGAAAUCGAACAAUAAAAGUUUACAAAGCAAAAAUGGUUUAGUUCUGCACAAUUUA